AUGGGUUCACCGACGCCCCAGCCCAACGCGGCAAACCCGAAAUCUCCGAUGCCUCGCAAGAGGAAGCGAGGACGGCACGCCGUUGCGUGCGAGUCGUGUCAUCGGCGAAAACAAAGGUGCAAUGGAUCACGGCCAUGCUUCAACUGCGAACGGCGAGGCGUCGGCCCGUCUUGUUCCUACAGCCACCUAGAUGAAGGUGACCGGAGAGGAACAUCACGUCAACAAGCACCGACCCAAGUUUCGCCGGCUGUCAACUUCGAAACGCCAAUAUCUCCCCCGUCCACAAGCGAAAUCCCACCUCAAGAACCCGAAAGACCCGAUGGAUCUUCGGCAUCUGGCACGAUUCCCUCGAGAUCUUCAAGCAGGGGAGGAAGACGCCAAGGCGACAGUGGCCAGGACCAGCAGUCGGAGUCGCUCGUUGGCAACCUCUUCAAGAGCCGCGAUGCGCCAUCGUUCUUCGGUUCCUCCUACUUCGGCCCUCAAGCCGCGGCCAAGAUCAUCCAGGCCCCCGCGCCGGAGCUCUCGUCCGGCCUGAGCCAGAAGGGCCAAGCGGGUUCGACGCACUCGUUCCGGGACGAGGACGGGCCAUUCUCGCAGAUCUGGGAGCUGCUCGGCCUGCUGCCGCGCAAGAAGUCGACCUGCGAUCGGCUGACGGACUGCUUCCUCCACGAACUCAACUGGGCCAUCGACGCCGUGCAGCCGAGGUCCUUCAAGGCCAAGUACGAGACCUUCUGGUCCCGCAAGUUCGGUUUCGACGACUUCGCCACCAUCGACCUGCGCUGGCUGGCCCUGCUGUUCAUCGUCAUGGCCUACGGCGUGCUCCUGGACUGCCCGAAGCCGCGGAACAAGGAGGUCCAGCGGGAGGUCUACGACACCUCGCAGCGCUUCUACUGGGCCGCUCGCAGAGCCAUCGUCAUCGCGCCGACCUUCUACGGCGAGUCCACCGACCUUGUCCGCGCCGGUGUCCUCGUGACCCGCUACCUCAUCUACACGCGCCGUGUGCCGGAGUCAUGGCUCACAACCAGCUUCGCGAUGCGCAUGGCCCAGGCCCAGGGCAUGCACAUCGACGGCGAGAGAUGGCGGCUUCCCCGAAAGGAGACCGAGACGAGACGCCGGCUGUGGAGUAACCUUUACAUGCUCGACAAGACCAUCGCCCUCGCCCUUGGACGCCCCUUUGCCAUAGUCGACCAGCAGUGUCUGGUGAAGCAGGCCUCCAACGUGUGGCUUGAUGAUCUGGACGAUGAGGAAGCCGCCGGUGUCCCCGAGGCACCCCUCUCAGAGCCGACUGCGAGCGUCUUCAGCCGGCUUGCCCACGAGCUCGCCGUUGUCGUCGGCAAGAUCCAGGAGCGGUGUUUCGGCCUGUUCACCGUAUCCUACGAGACAGUCUUGACACUCGAUAAAGAGAUCGAAGCCUGGAGUGGCAGCUUACCGCCGUACUUUGAGCUGGAGGACCCCGACAGAGACAAAGACGAUCGCCUGCCCUUCUUACCCUGGCAGAGGCUCCAUCUGCACAGCAUGUACCACUUCGCCAGGGUCACCCUCCACCGCCCGUUCCUCCUCCGGCAGUCCAUCACGAACAGGUACAAGCACAGCCACGACGUCUGCAUCGCGUCCGCCUGCGCGGACCUCGAGAUGGGCCUCAAGCUCUUCGGCCAGCCCCUCAACGACCGCCUGAAGUGGAGCCUGGGCCCGCACAACCUCUUCAACAGCGCCCUGGUCCUCGGCAUCAUCGCCGUCCGCGACCCGCACUCGCGGCGGUCCCAGGCCAUCCUCGAGGACCUGGCGGCGUACUGCGAGAUGCAGAGGAACGACGUGUGGCUCAACGAGUUCGCCCUGGCCGAGGUCAAGAUCGUCGAGCUGUGCGUGAAGAAGGCCCGGCAGUCGCAGCCACCGCCGCCGCCCGGCACGUUGGUCCCGCUGGCUCUCGCAUCCGCGUCGCCGAGUAGGAGACCUUCGCAGCCGGCCGGGCCGACGCCCGUGAUGCAAACGCAGCCCCAGCUGCCGGUCGAGAGCCCGGACUUUGACCCUCUGAUGGCCGGGCUGGGCCUCCCGUAUAGUACGACGAGUGCGCAGAUGACUUGGGAUGACCCGGGCUUCUUUCUUCCUGAGAGCGGAGACUUGUCACAGUGGGAACAUGUCCUCAACACCAUCAUGCAUGAUCAGACGAGCGUUUAA
Colletotrichum destructivum is the source of this 2175-nucleotide messenger RNA. RefSeq lists its product as uncharacterized. Gene Ontology annotation, molecular function: DNA-binding transcription factor activity, RNA polymerase II-specific; zinc ion binding; DNA binding. The record is from RefSeq and is a predicted model, not a curated record. Bases 1 to 2175 code for a protein of 724 amino acids. Lineage: Eukaryota; Fungi; Ascomycota; Sordariomycetes; Glomerellales; Glomerellaceae. Gene Ontology annotation, biological process: regulation of DNA-templated transcription; DNA-templated transcription. The transcript has 2 exons.